GGCGCUUUCCACGCCCCGCCCUCGCUCGGCGCCCGGGAGCCCGCAGCGCGGAGGGACCGGCUGGGCCUGAGCGACAUGUCGGUGCCCCCGGCCGUACAGAUCCGCGAGGCCAACGCGCACCUGGCGGCGCUGCACGGGCGCGUGGCGGAGCUGGAGCGGCGGCUGGGCGCGGCCGAGCGCACGGUGCGCGGGCAGGCGGAGAGCCUCAUCCGCAAGGACGGCGAGCUGCGCGCGGCGCUGCGGGAGCUGGGGGCUGCCAAGGACAGAGAAAUUACUGCUCUGCAGCAGAAGCUGCUUUCAUCUGAGGAGACCAUUCAGAAGCUGUUGAAUGUCAUCCAGAAAAAAGAUGACUUCAUUGUACAGCUGAAGCACAGGAGUCAUCUUCUGACUAAAAUCUGCAGAAACCGACCCACCCUGGACAAUCUUCUCUCUUACAUGGCAGAAGGGGAACAGUUAAGUACCUUUCCAGGGACCCAAAGUGAUUCCAGUUCUCCGGUCCAUGACGAGUUCCAGGAGUCACACUGUAUCACCAACCAGAUAUCAAAGAACAAAGACUUCUCUCUCUGUGAAGAUGACCUGGAAGAUCAGGAAUUGGAUACGAGCCAGUUUGGGACGACAGUGUGAGCUGAGCGUGGAACAUGACCUUUAUUACAAAUACUCCAGUUCUGUUUUUCAGUCUUCUGAAAAAACCAGGUUCAGGUGGGAGUCUGUCCCUCACCCCCUCAGUUCUUGCAAGUAGCCUUUUCUAUAUCUCCUUCAUUGAGGACUCAGGAAAGUGAGCUCUAUGCAAUACUACCUACCUGAGUGGAUACUAACCCUUGGUGAAAUGGGCACUUAAGGGUUUUCCACUGUUCCUUUAUCAUGGGGAUCUUUUAAUUCCUCCUGUCCUUCAGUGUUUACUUUCCUCUCUGAUCCCAAACACUUCAUGUUAAGGAUACUUAAGUCAAACGCUGUAUAGUAGACCUUCCAGCACUUUUGGCCAAAUGUAUCACCAUUGACUUUCAGCUUCUGUUGGCCUAAGUGCUGCUCCUCAUCCAGGUCUGCUGUAUAUCAGAGCCAUAGACGGUGAUUGAUUAGAGCAGGAUGUUUAUAUACCAAAAUCUAGGAUAUGUGAUGUCUGAGUCUAUAAACCUAUAAAAUAUUGUGCAGUCUUGGGAAUGAAAAAUCUAAGCGCUCAAAGUUUUAUAUGUUUCAGCUAAAGGACAUAUUAAAUUAGUAAAAAGCUAUCUCUUCUGGGAAGUUUGGCUGCAUUGGGUUGAGUUAUAUGUUGAAUUCCCAACCUGCUGUUUUGUUUUUGAGAUUAGAUUGAAGAUGAAUCAAAUCUCUUUUCUUUUGCUCUGUGGAGUUAGCACAGAAAGAAGGAAACUAGUGUAUGGAUUUGAGGCAGAUUCACAAUGUAACUGGAGGGAAUCCAUUUUCUGAAAUUCACCUUCUUUCUAGAUUGUGUGUUACCUGUUUUAAAAUUAGAGUGGAGGAAUGAAGGGGAAAAUAUCACAUUCAUUAGUAAGAGGUGUAGUCACUACAGUUGGUCGUGGGAUUUUAAGGAAUAUUUUGCAUAAAUUUAAGUUUCUGGAUAGAAGGGUUGGUUUCUGACUUGAUCGCUCUCAGACUUGCAUUUGAAACUUGGUAGAAAAAUUAAUCUAUUUUAAGCUUUUUAAAAUUCAGCCUCUACUGUCCUCUUACAGCUUUAAGAUUGGCACCAGUCACUGCAUGGAAAUUUUGCUGCACAAAGUGGCCAGCUGUAACCUCUCUGCCUUUGUCUAGUACAUGUAGAUUUUCUCUGUGGUCUAACCAGAUUUCUUUUCCAAAUUCUUCUUGUUUAAACUCUCUGACUGACAGUAGCUCUAUAUGCAAUUCUCUGUAGCUGGCUAAGUACUUUUUUAUAUCUAUCAUAAAGACCUGCUUUUAUAUGGGAUGGUCCUUGUUCAGAAUUCUUCAGUGGGAAACAAAAUGUGAGAAUGGGUAUUCCACUGCAAAUAAGAGUAAAAGAAAAUCUCUUAUAAUUCCUUUUUGAGAAACUGUUAUAAACAUAUGCAACAUAUUUAUACCACCAGAGUGAAUUUCCUUAAUUUUUAUAAAUCUAAACCCCUGACUACUCUUGGUCACUAAAAGUUCCUUUGCAUUUUUUGAAAAACAAGGGUUUGGCAAUUAUAUCCUUGCCAAAUGCUAACUCAGGUAAAUACAUUCUGCCUCCAUAUAGUCUCUGCCAUUUACAGUCAAUAAAUAAUUCUUAACUUCUCCUUCGUCAGCUGUGUGGGAACAGUGCUGGUGGCACAGGAUGGACACAGUUACAUACUGUGAGAAUAGUAUUUUUGUAGUGGGUGGAGUGACUGACGUCUGUUCGAAGAGUUUGUAAAAGCACUUGGUGAUUUGGGAUUAUAGGUGCUAUGUAAACAUAAGGGAUUAUUAUUUCUUUACAAGUCUACAGUAAAUGUGCAAAUCCCAAGAAGACUUACAUACUUUAAAUCCUUUGAGAAAGAGGAUGAUAUUGUACAUUCCUUCAACAGUUCAGAGUUUUUAAAAUCUUGCCUUCCUUAACUUUCCAGGCCUCUUUCUAAACUUUAAGAAUGUAAAUUUGUGUCAACAUUUAAUCCGUUUAUCAUCUGUUUGUUACUGUGAGUGAAGGGCUAAGCAAUUAGUUACUGUUUUAAAUAAAAACUCAUUUCACGUUUUUUUUCUCACUGAUUAUUAUAGCAGUAUCAUCCAGCUGCCUGUAUUUAUUAUUUUUGUCACACUUGCAUAUGCCCUCGCUUAAGUUUUUCUUGCAGGAUACAAAAUAAACAUAUUUUGGCAUAUUCAA
Molecule: messenger RNA, 2800 nt
Organism: Dermochelys coriacea (leatherback sea turtle)
Lineage: Eukaryota; Metazoa; Chordata; Testudines; Dermochelyidae
Gene: VMAC
Product: vimentin type intermediate filament associated coiled-coil protein
Exons: 2
Coding region: 76-624 (182 amino acids)
Source: RefSeq, a predicted model, not a curated record